This is a messenger RNA of Penicillium lagena, 1269 nucleotides long. Its product is annotated as NAD(P)-dependent alcohol dehydrogenase. The transcript has 5 exons. The coding region runs from base 1 to 1269 and encodes 422 amino acids. NCBI's taxonomy places the organism in Eukaryota, Fungi, Ascomycota, Eurotiomycetes, Eurotiales, Aspergillaceae. The record is from RefSeq and is a predicted model, not a curated record. Gene Ontology annotation, molecular function: oxidoreductase activity; zinc ion binding.
AUGGCUGCGACUGUGGAUAUGCUGGUCUGCCGCGAAUUAGGUGGCCCAUACGAGAUUCGAAAGGCCAAAUUAGGGACACUUCGCGACGACGAAUUACUUGUCCGGAUUAUCGCGACAGGGGGAACGACCCCAGUCCCCCUACCCCUGGUUGGUGGGCACGAAGGCGCCGGUGUUGUAGAGCAAAUAGGCUCUCAGGUCGAGCAUAUCUUCCCCGGUGAUCAUGUGUUGCUCAGCUUCAGCACCUGCGGGGAUUGUGCUACUUGCAAAAGAAACAUGCCAGCGUACUGCACAAAUAUCUGGAAACUAAACUUUCUUGGGACUCGAACAGACGGCACAAAGGCGUACAGAGAUGCCAUAGACGGGACAGAAAUAUCCUCGCACUUCUUCGGCCAGUCGUCGUUUGCGAAGAAGGCUAUUGUCAGAGCCAGAUCUGCAAUUUUGGUUGCUCCAGAUCUCCCGCUGCAGACUUUAUGUAUUCUUGGAUGCACGCUGCAGACUGGUGCUGGAACGGUCCUGAAUCAACUCCAACCACCGCGAGGAAGCUCUAUUGCGGUAUUUGGAGCUGGUGCAGUCGGAAUCUCGUCGAUACUAGCCGCACUUUUGACCCCUAAUCUCAAAAUUAUUGCAGUGGAUGUUUUGGCUAGUAAACUCCACUUCGCGAAGAUGCUUGGAGCACAUCACACCGUUAAUUCAUCGGAAAAAGAUCUUACUGCAGAAAUUCUUGCUCUGACCGGGGGCUUUGGUGUUGAGAGGGCUCUAGACACAACAGGAAAUCCUGAAGUUAUUAAAACGAUGCUGUCAGUCACCGCGCCGGGUGGCACUGCUGCGUCCGUCGGGGCGCCAAAGAUGGGAACAAAGAUUGACAUAGAGCCGGCUAUCUGGAUUACUCGGGGAGUGAGCUACAUAGGCGUUCAUCAGGGCUCUUCUCGACCUCAGGAGUUCAUCCCUCGACUGAUUCAGCUAUGGGCAGAAGGCCAUCUACCUGUGGAGAAGAUGAUAACAAAGUACAGCUACACCGAUAUUGAGCGCGCGAAAUCCGAGCUGCAAAGUGGAUUAUGUGUGAAGGCAGUUUUGCUCUGGGACGAGGAACAGAUUCUCUACCCUAAAAAUUCUAAAGAUCCUACGCUCUCGGGCUUUUUGCUUACCGUUUCAGGCGCUUACAAAUUGAACCACACCCCAGGCAUCCUGCUACAAGAGACGGGGACGGCCUCCGGCGUCUUCGGCCUCGAGGACCGCAGUGUCCUUCACCAGUCGCCGGUGGUGGAUUAA